Messenger RNA from Ostreobium quekettii, 1097 nucleotides. NCBI's taxonomy places the organism in Eukaryota, Viridiplantae, Chlorophyta, Ulvophyceae, Bryopsidales, Ostreobiaceae. The record is from the annotation of a GenBank genome assembly.
GCCUGCAGUAUCCACAACCACCGCCCAACAUGAGGCCAUACAACCAGUAUUAUGCCCUGCAGGCAAAGGAGCAGUACGUUCUGGACGGCAAGGUGAAGGGGGUGUUCAUGGGACUGGGUUGGAAAGCUGGAUGUGACGUGGACGGCAGUGUCGCCCUCUUCAACAAAAGCCAGACGCCUGUGGACGCAGUGUGGUGGAAGAAGCUCACCAGCGACAAUGGCGCAGUGAAACACUCAGGGGACGACAGGACGGGGGAGGGCGGCGGUGACGAUGAGGUCAUCACUGUGAAUUUGGAGAAGCUGCCGUUGGACAUCCACUACUUGCUGUUUACAGUCUGCGUGUUCACGCCUGGCAUGAGCUUCAGCCAGGUGCGCUCGGCCUACGUGCGCAUGGUCAGCGCCAACCCGAGCCACAAGAACCACGAGAUGGCUCGCUACAACCUGACGGAACUGCAGGGCACAGCGAUGCUGCUGGGCAUGCUCACACGCCAGGGCGCCUACUGGUGCUUCACGGCCCUUGGGUCGCCUGCGCCCGGCCGGACGGUAGAAGAUGUCAUCAAGAAUGCGGAGGCCAUGAGGGCGACCUUGUCACUGUGCCCAUCCCGGGAGCCUGGCAUUCGACACAUCACCCUGCGGGUGGUGAAAGGCAGAAACCUGGUGGCCAAGGAUCGUGGCGGUGUGUUCAAGAAGAAGGGUUCUUCAGAUCCGUUUGUGAAGAUCAAGUACAAGAAGCUCAAGCUCCAGUCCGAGGUCAUGACAAAGACCCUGGACCCCGUUUGGAACCUGAGGGCCAUGGACCUCGGCAGCGUGCUGGAGUCGGAGUCCAAGGCCAUCAAAAUGACCGUGUGGGACUACGACAAGCUCUCAGGCAAGGAUUUCAUGGGUGCCAUACGCCUGCCCGCGGCCACCCUCUUCGCCCGUGGCCCCGGCCGCCAUGAGUGGUGGAUCCCCCUCACCAAGGGCAAGAAGAGCAAGCACCAAACCUCGGCCGUGUCCGGCGACCUUUGGGUGGAAUGCACAGUGGAGGAUGUCAGGCUUCCUGGCCAAGCCGGCCCAGCCCACCCUCAGGGCCAUGGCCCUGCCGCUGUGGCCACCCAG